UAGUGGUCAGGACAAGCAAAGUGAUCCAGCGCGCAAAGUGCAUCAAAAAUGAAGGUUGUGCACUGACUGUCCUCUUUGGUUUGAAAUACAGUCGGAGCAACUAGCUUGAAUGAACUAUAAUUUUCUUAUACUUGUCAUCGAUAAGACUACGUGCUGACCUGACAGCCGUCGGGCCUCGUCGCUGUGAAGCAGCGGGACUGGAGUGAAGUUCGGUGCGUGCUAACAAACUUCCUCCGGCGGUCCUCCGCGGGGCCCGAGGCUCCGGCCACAGGCCCUUUGGAUGUACAGGCGGAUAUAAAUGUAACCAACACCCAGGAGAAAGAAUCUCUUUGAUGGGAGAAUCUUCUUUCCUGGACUCCUGGGGUAAUUGCCGUGCCAUGAUGAUGGAUGAGCAGGAGGUGCUGAACUCGAUCAUGCAGGAUCUGGCCGAACUGCACCGCUCCAGCCGCCCUGCCAUGUUCCUGUCGGACCUGAGCAAACCUAAAACCUCAUCACCAAAGAACCAGAAUGAUGUCAGGGUGAAGUUUGAGUUCAGAGGGGAGAAGAGGAUCAUUCAGUUCCCCCGACCUGUCAAACUAGAUGACCUGAAAGCAAAGGCCAAAGUGGCUUUUGGUCAAGCAGUGGACCUCCACUACACCAACAAUGAGUUGGUGAUUCCACUGACCACUCAGGAUGAUCUGGACAAAGCUGUAGAGCUGCUGGAUCGCAGCAUUCACAUGAAGAGCCUGAAGAUCCUCCUGGUGCUUCAGGUCUCCUCUCAGAACUCUUCCUCCAGCAUGGACCUCUUGCCCUCCCACGAUGAACUGGACAACACAGGAUUCAGCGUUGGAGACAAAAAGAGCUCGUUGGCUUUGAUAGGGUCCCACUCGACAGACCGCAGCUCUCCUCCGCCGGGCUACAUUCCUGACGCUCUGCAGCAGGUAGCAAGAAACGGCUCGUUUACCAGCAUCAACAGUGAAGGAGAAUUCAUACCAGAGAGCAUGGAUCAGAUGAUUGACCCGUUGUCUAUGAGCAGUCCAGAGAACUCGGCAUCUGGAAGCUGUCCGUCUUUAGACAGCCCACUAGACAGUGACUACCCAAAGUCCAGGAUGCCCAGAGCUCAGAGCUAUCCAGACAACCACCAGGACUUUCCAGAGUACGACAUCCCCGUGUUUGAGAAGUCAGGGAAAGGAGGAACUUACCCGCGACGGUACGGCGUUCCCUUCGGCCUUCAGGAUUACAGUGAUGGGAGGAAAACCUUCCCUCGAGCUCGGCGAACGCAGGUUCAAGGAUUUCGCUCGCCGGUUAACUUCAGCCCCACUGAGCAGUCGCCCAGCACCAGCAGCGGCAGCAGCGUCUUCACCCCUGACCUGGAAGAAGCGCCAGGGCCGGUACGGCGACCACGGAGGGGCAGCGACAUCGAGCCCAAUCUGAGUGCUGCUCCAACCCUGUCCGUCAUGGACAUCAGUCCGCCCAGCCGCUCGCCACGUGCCCCCAGCAACUGGCGGCUGGGAAAGCUCCUGGGUCAGGGGGCCUUCGGACGAGUGUAUCUCUGUUACGACGCUGAUACUGGACGGGAGCUGGCAGUGAAACAAGUUCAGUUUGACCCAGACAGUCCUGAGACAAGCAAGGAGGUAAGCGCCUUGGAGUGUGAGAUCCAGCUCCUGAAGAACCUGUGCCACGAGCGGAUAGUCCAGUACUAUGGCUGUCUGCGAGACACCAUGGAGCGAACGCUCUCCAUCUUCAUGGAGUACAUGCCCGGGGGCUCCAUUAAAGACCAGCUGAAGUCAUACGGGGCGCUGACGGAGAACGUGACACGGCGCUACACACGGCAGAUUCUGGAGGGGGUUUCCUAUCUGCACAGCAACAUGAUCGUCCACAGGGACAUCAAAGGGGCCAACAUCCUCCGUGACUCGGUGGGUAACGUGAAGUUGGGCGACUUUGGAGCCAGUCGGAGGCUACAGACCAUCUGUCUGUCAGGGACAGGCAUCAAGUCGGUGACUGGUACCCCCUACUGGAUGAGCCCAGAAGUGAUCAGCGGAGAGGGUUACGGCAGGAAGGCUGACAUUUGGAGUGUUGGCUGCACCGUUGUGGAAAUGCUGACCCAGCGGCCGCCUUGGGCGGAGUUUGAGGCCAUGGCAGCUAUCUUUAAAAUCGCCACACAGCCAACAAACCCGGCGCUGCCAGCCCACGUGUCGGACUACUGCCGCGAGUUUCUCAAACGCAUCUUUGUGGAGACCAAACAACGUCCAUCUGCUGACGAGCUGCUGAGGCACAUCUUUGUACAUUGAGCUGGAACUCGCUGCUCGCCUUAUCUGAAGGGAGGGGA
This is a messenger RNA of Thalassophryne amazonica, 2308 nucleotides long. RefSeq names its product mitogen-activated protein kinase kinase kinase 2 (gene map3k2). Gene Ontology annotation, molecular function: ATP binding; protein kinase activity; protein binding. NCBI's taxonomy places the organism in Eukaryota, Metazoa, Chordata, Actinopteri, Batrachoidiformes, Batrachoididae. The transcript has 17 exons. Gene Ontology annotation, biological process: protein phosphorylation. The coding region runs from base 333 to 2270 and encodes 645 amino acids. The record is from RefSeq and is a predicted model, not a curated record.